CACCCAUACCCCAUAUUCACCUCUAGAAGGAGCUUUCGCUCUCAAGAAAAGAAAAAGAAAAAGAAAAAAUAAAAAGAAAAAAAAGAAAAAAAUAAAAAGAUUGAAAAAGAAAAUUUGUGUGUGUGUUUGGGGGCGAAAUGAAAUUACAUUCUGAUUGAUGCAAAAGACCAAAUGGCCUCUGUACAAAUGCUGAGAUACACUCAAUCUCCAAUUCCCGUUUCCCAAACAAAACCCACAUGCUUCUACUCGGAAUCUUGUCCCAAGAAGAGGAUUCUCAGGUUGCCAAGCUCUAACGCCUCCAGAUAUUGCACCACCAAGAGGUUUAGGGUCUGCUGUGCAGCUCAAGAACCGGGCAAAGAAAGCAAUGGUGAAGAACCUCCUGAGUCAUUGUUUAUGAAGGAACUAAGGAAGAGGGGUAUGACUCCAACGUCAUUGCUUGAAGACACUAAUAGGACUGACUAUGGACCUAAUGAUGAGACUAGCAAACAAGAAAGAGCUUUCUCACAGAAAAAUGCAGUCUCAACGGAGGAGGUCGAAAGAAGCCUUCUCAAUCAAAAGGAGCGCUCCAUGAUGUUGAACAGCGAAGGCCUUGAGGGGUUAAUACCGCGGGCCAAACUAUUGCUAACAAUUGGAGGGACAUUUUUCUUGGGGUUUUGGCCAUUGAUCCUCAUAACAGUGGCAUUCUUCUCUGCGCUUUAUUUAUAUUUUGGAUCUUCAUUCAUCCAUGAUGCAAGCAAAACACCCAUUUCACCACCCCAGUAUAUUGAUCCGUAUGCACUUCUGGAAGAGGAAAGGAUUUCCCAAAUAGCACCUCGUGUAAAUUGAAUGAUAAAAUGUUUUAACGUGGAGAAUCCUAACAUUGUUGAACUCCAUUUACAAUAGCUGAAAAAAGAAAAUCUUAUAGAUUUUGUUUUGUACUACUUUCUUGACUCUUUUAUUCUUUAUCUGUAUAAAUGGCAAAUUAUGAACUACUUUUCAUACCA
Molecule: messenger RNA, 983 nt
Organism: Ziziphus jujuba (common jujube)
Lineage: Eukaryota; Viridiplantae; Streptophyta; Magnoliopsida; Rosales; Rhamnaceae
Exons: 4
Coding region: 172-825 (217 amino acids)
Source: RefSeq, a predicted model, not a curated record